This is a messenger RNA of Pistacia vera, 1569 nucleotides long. RefSeq names its product MDIS1-interacting receptor like kinase 2-like. The record is from RefSeq and is a predicted model, not a curated record. The coding region runs from base 1 to 1569 and encodes 522 amino acids. Gene Ontology annotation, molecular function: protein binding. The transcript is spliced from 2 exons. Lineage: Eukaryota; Viridiplantae; Streptophyta; Magnoliopsida; Sapindales; Anacardiaceae.
AUGGCAAUCUCAUCCCUCAAUAAACUCUCCCCUGUUUUCUUCAGCCUCUUUGUUGUGCUACAUUUUCAACUAAAUGUAGCUUUUGAUUUCACUCAAGAAGCACAAGCUCUUCUCAAAUGGAAGGCCAGCCUUCAAAACCACAACCAUUCUCUCAUCUCUUCAUGGACUCUUUAUCCUUUUAAUGCUACCAACUAUUCUACUCAACACAGAAGCAAGAUAAGCCAUUGUACUAAUUGGUCUGGAGUUUCUUGUGACCAUGCUGGAAGCAUCCGUAGAUUGAACUUGUCUAUUGCAAGUUUAAAAGGUACGCUUGAUGAAUUGUCAUUCUCAUCAUUUCCUCAUCUUGCAUAUCUUGAUCUUAGCAUAAAUGAACUCUUUGGAGUUAUCCCUGCACAAAUUGGUAAUCUCUCCAAAUUGAAGUAUCUCGACUUGUCAACUAAUCAGUUUUCAGGGAAAAUACCAACUGAAAUCGGUCUCUUUACACAUCUUGAGACCCUCCACCUGGCUGAGAAUCAGUUGAAUGGUUCAAUUCCAAAAGAAAUAGACCAACUAAGUUCUCUUAGUGAACUAGUUAUCUAUAGUAACCGCUUGGACGGUUCAAUUCCUGCUUCUUUGGGAAAUUUGAGCAACUUGGCUUUGUUGUAUCUUUUUAAUAAUUCACUUUCUGGUUCCAUUCCUCCAGAGAUAGGAAACCUCUCGAAUCUGAUAGAACUUAACAUCGAUACCAAUAGCUUAACUGGUCCAAUCCCUUCAAGUCUUGGAAACCUUAGAAACCUGGAAGUCUUGCACAUGUUCAUAAACCAACUUUCUGGUUCCAUUCCCAAAGAAUUAGGAAAUUUGGAGUCUCUCACUAGUAUUAGUCUUCAUAGCAACAAUCUUUCAGGUUCAAUUCCAACAUCUCUUGGUGGUCUGAGAAGUCUCAUUUAUCUUCAUUUAUACAAUAAUCAACUUUCUGGCUCCAUUCCCCCUGAAAUAGGUACUCUGAAAAAUCUUGUUGAUUUAGAGUUAAGCCAAAAUCUACUCAGUGGUUCUAUUCCUAAUUCUUUUAAAAAUUUAAACAAAUUAGAGAUUUUGCACCUUCGUCAAAACCAUCUUUCUGGUACCAUUCCCCAGGAAAUAGGAAAUUUCAUGUUCACUAUAUUGGAGUUAGACACUAACAACUUCAUUGGUCAGUUACCCCAUAACAUAUGUGUUGGUGGUUCACUUCAAAACUUCACUGUGCAUGGCAACAAUUUUUCUGGUCCAAUCCCCAAAGGCUUGAGAAAUUGCACAAGCCUGAAGAGACUUCGCUUGGAAAAAAAUGAUUUUGUUGGUGAUAUAUCAAAAGAUUUUGGCAUCUAUCCAUACCUCGAGUACUUAGAUCUCAGCCAAAACAAGUUUCAUGGUGAAAUCUCGUCUAACUGGGCAAAGUGUCCAAAAUUAGGCACCCUAAAGAUUGCAGCUAAUAAAAUUACUGGUAGCAUUCCAGCUGAGCUUGGAAACUUGACAAAACUCGGUAGACUUGAUCUUUCUUCAAAUCUUCUAGCCGGAGAGAUUCCAAAAGAACUUGAAAAACAUCACUCGUCUUGA